Molecule: messenger RNA, 3961 nt
Organism: Triplophysa rosa
Lineage: Eukaryota; Metazoa; Chordata; Actinopteri; Cypriniformes; Nemacheilidae
Gene: alpl
Product: alkaline phosphatase, biomineralization associated
Exons: 12
Coding region: 181-1767 (528 amino acids)
Biological process (GO): dephosphorylation
Cellular component (GO): plasma membrane
Molecular function (GO): alkaline phosphatase activity
Source: RefSeq, a predicted model, not a curated record
GUCGCUUGCUCCUCACUCUCUCUCUCCUGGGCUGGCUCAUGAUAUACCGUCCGUUAUAAAAGCCCAACGAGAGGAAAACACGAGAAUCUGUAUUGCUGGAAUCGCUGAGGUGCACGGCUCACACCGCACAGGGAUUUUAGAACCGUCUGACUGCCCUGGAACGUGAGAGUUUUCCUGCAGAUGAACAAUACAAUGAAGGUUGCAGUACUCCUUAUCCUAGGUUGCCUGUUGUGGGAAGGCUCGGGGUUUCCAGAGCAAGAGAAGAACCCUGUUUUCUGGAAAGAAUGGGCCCAGCGUACGCUGAAAAACGCCUUGACCCUCCAAGAGCUCAACAAGAACGUUGCUAAGAAUCUCAUCCUGUUUCUUGGUGAUGGAAUGGGUGUUCCAACAGUGACAGCAGCACGGAUUUUAAAGGGUCAACUGAAUGGCCAGAGCGGUGAGGAAACUCAACUGGAGAUGGAUAAAUUUCCCUAUGUUGCCCUCUCUAAGACGUAUAACACCAACGCUCAAGUACCAGACAGUGCAGGCACCGCCACGGCGUUCAUGUGCGGCGUCAAGGCCAAUGAGGGCACGGUUGGAGUGAGCGCAGCAUCUGUGAGAUCUCAGUGUAACACCACUCGGGGGAACGAGGUCACCUCUAUUCUCAAAUGGGCCAAAGAUGCAGGUAAAUCAGUGGGAAUUGUAACAACAACACGCGUGAAUCACGCCACACCCAGCGCAGCAUAUGCCCACUGUGUAGAUCGUGACUGGUAUUCAGAUGGGGACAUGCCACCUGAGGCAGUGCAGAGCGGCUGCAAAGAUAUCGCCAGACAACUUUUCGAAAACAUCCCAGACAUAAACGUGAUUAUGGGAGGUGGACGGAAAAGCAUGUACCCCAAAAACACACCAGACAUGGAGUACCCGGCUGAGAAGAAACACAACGGUACACGCAAAGACGGCAGAAACCUUGUGGAGGAAUGGACUGACAGAGUGAAGGAUAAGAAAGGAGAAUAUGUUUGGAACAAGAAGAAACUCCUUUCUCUCAACCCAAAUAACGUGGAUUAUCUGUUAGGUUUGUUUGAGCCAGCGGAUAUGGCCUACGAACUUGAGAGAAACGAAGAAACCGACCCUUCACUCACCGAGAUGGUGGAUAUAGCCAUCAAGAUCCUCAAGAAAAAUGAGCGGGGGUUCUUCUUGCUUGUGGAAGGUGGACGAAUUGACCACGGACACCACGAGGGAAAAGCAAAGCAGGCACUGUAUGAAGCUGUGGAGAUGGACCGAGCCAUCACUCGAGCUGGUCUCCUCACCAGCGUUUAUGAAACGAUGACCGUAGUCACGGCCGAUCACUCUCACGUCUUCAGUUUCGGAGGAUACACGCUCCGAGGGAACUCAAUCUUCGGAUUGGCGCCUAUGGUAAGCGAUGUUGACCAGAAGCCCUUUACAUCCAUUCUGUAUGGAAAUGGUCCUGGGUUCAAGGUGGUUAAUGGCGUAAGAGAAAAUGUCUCAACAGUGGACUACAAGCAAAGUAACUAUCAGGCGCAGUCCGCCGUUCCUUUGCGCAUGGAGACUCAUGGAGGUGAAGACGUAGCCAUUUUCUCCAAAGGUCCCAUGGCUCAUCUUCUUCAUGGAGUCCAGGAACAGCAUUACAUUCCUCACGUCAUGGCAUAUGCAGCCUGCAUUGGCCAAAACAAAGACCACUGCCGUACAAAAUCUGGUUCUGCCCCAUCUCUCAAACACAUCUCGCCUAUGCUGGCUGUUCUUCUCACAGUAACUUGGAUUCUGUGUUGACCCAUUUUCUCUUUUUAAUCUAUCACCAUUCCAUUAUCCUAACUGAUUUCUUCAAAUGGAGUUUAUCAUGUUUUAUAAUAUUUGAUUUGUUUUCAAAACAUUUCUUACCAGUCUAUAAACAUUGGGGCCAGUGCUCGGGCAUUAUGAAUCGUGUAAUAUGAUUUUUUUUGAGAUUUUAAUGGGAAACGAAAGUAAAAUGUGAACUAUUUUCAUAUGUGGCAUUUAGUUUUACGAUCUUACAAUACACAGUUUUAAAUGUAGAGACGUGGUUUGCAAAGUCAUGUGAGCAAUUUCACAUUCAUCUGGUAUUUUCACAUUCUGGCAUUUAGAAGACGCUUUUAUCCAAAGCUACUUAGCAAAGCCGUGAAAUGAUUCAUCAGGAGGCAACAAUAUAAGAAGUGCUAAAAACAAAGUUUCAACAGCCCCUUUCACACAUACAACCCCAGGUUUUUUUUUUGUUACCUUGUUUUCUAAACAGCUUUACAUUUACAUUUACACAUUUGGCAGACGCUUUUAUCCAAAGCGACUUACAUUGCUUUAUCCUAUACAUUUAUACAAAGGCAUGUGCAAUCCCUGGGAUCGAACCCACAACCUUGCGUUGUUAACGCAAUGCUCUUACCACUGAGCUACAGGAAAGCCAAAACAUUACUGAUUGCACGUCUGCAUGCAUUCCACAUUACAGAGAAUUACUGGCAUCUGGCACUGAUGUGUGAAUGGUAGUAAAAUGGGGAAAAGGGGAAAUCUUUUUCAUGUGUAAAUUGCAGUUGGUACAUUUACCGGAAAGGGAAAAUUUAUUGCAGAUUGCAUGUAUGAAAGGGGCUUAUUUUAAUUGGAUCGUCUGCAUGUCAAAGAUCAUCUUUGUGCACUUCAUCUGUUCUGGGUAGUAUGCACACUGCUGUAUCAAGACAGUAUAACAUGAAAAAGUUAGGUGUAAUGUCACACCCUAGUAGCUCACGUAGCUUUGCGUUCGAUGUGCGUGUUUUUAACUGGUAAAUUGUUAGUUUCAGCUGCAGUACGUCUCUUAAAUGGGUCCCUGGUGGAUGUUAGAAUGUUCUCGCAAAGUUUAUGAUACACAUAUUUGUUUAGAUGUUCAUCAAACGACUGAACUCGAUCAUUAAAAUCGGAUGCUUUCCAGAAGAUGCAUUCCAAACAACGCUGUGCUAACUGGCUAUUGAUUUUGUUACUUGAAAGUUAUAAAGUGUGAGCUUGGCCUUUUGUUUCUAUGAUUAAAUAACUAAAUAAAAGUAAACACUUUGCGCCACAGACUGUGUUUGUUACUGAACACAGAAAUCACUUGUAUUCCCAUAAUACCUUGCCUUUAUACAUUGUUACCCAUCAGUUAGCAUCUUUUGUAUUUUUCCUAAAUGCAAAUCUACCUCACUGUUAUGUGAUAUUCUACUCUAGUGAAAUCCCCAAUAGUCCCAGGCAGACAUUAUUUCACAGGCACGGUUCACCCAAAAUUGAAAAUUCUGUCUGAAUUUAGUCACCCUUAAGUUGUUCCAAACCUGUAUAAAUUGGAAAAAUGAUUGCAGCAUGUGCUCUGUUGAACACAAAAGAUAUUUUGAGUAAUUUAGGAAAGCAAACUGUUUGACUACCAUUUUAGUCUUUCCUAGUCAAUGAUGCCCCAGAACUGUCAGUUGCUAACAUUCUUGCAAAUAUCUUUGUGUACAACCGAACAAAUACAUUUAUACAGGUUUGGAACAACUUAGGGGUGAGUCAUUUAUGACAGAAUUUUCAUUUUUGGGUGAACUAUCCCCUUAAUGUACAUUUUAUUCCCCUACGAAGAACAAUUCAUGGCCAGCGAGACUUAGAUGUUUUAUUUUCUUGAAGGACUGUUUGCUUUUACAAGUGCAUACACAUUUUUUUUACACCGUAUGAAAAGUUAAAAUGAUCUUUAUUGAUGUUUAAAUUGGAAGUGCUUGCUUCUUGGAAGUGCUGUGUCCUACUUGAUCGUCCGAAUUACAGUUGAGUAUGUGCAAUUGUUGCGUUUAUAUCUGUAGUGUUCCAUGAGCUUCUCAGUGAAUGUAAUUCAGUCGAUUCAAUGCUAAUCACUGUGGUUUUUAUGUUGUAGUUUGUUUACUUUGUUUACCCGAAUUUCUUUUCGUUUGGACCUGAAUUGAAACGUGCUGAAAGAACAGACAUUGCAAGUCUCGAGAUAAGGAAACCAUUCACAAUAAAGAGAAAGAGAGAGUGG